UAUGAAAAAUAUCCAACUGCUGACAAUAUUUUUAUUAAAGGUUGUGCUUAUAAUCAACCAGCAAAUCAAAUAAAUUUGUUUACUGAAUUUACUAUACAAGCUAAUUAUAAUAAAUUAGAAAUUAUUUCAAAGAUGCAAUUAUAUGAUAGUGAAGUUCAAACUUUAACUUCUCUAUUUUUUGGUCUAAAAAAAGAAAAAUUAGUUAUAAAUUUUUUUGAAAACUCUUCAAAUUAUGCAAAAUAUACUAAUUCAGUUUCUAGAACUACAUUUUUACAUGCAAUUGCAACAGUAAUUGAAGAAUCAGUUUUAGAAGAAACAAGAAAAUCAUCAGUCUGGAGUUUGUUAAUUGAUGAAAAUAAUACAAUUACACAUAAUAAAACUUGUGCAAUUGUAAACAAACAUGUAACAAAUAAUAUUUUUGUACUUCAGUAUUUAGGAUUAAUUGAAUUAAAAGAAGUAGAUGCAAUAGGUAUUAUAAAUAAUUUAAUCAAAUUUUUUUUAGCAAAAAUAUUAGAACCUUCAAAAUUAUUACAUUUUGAAAGUAAUGGUGAUACUUUUUCAAAUAUUCAUCAAGAGUUAAACAAAACAAUUCAUUUUAUUACUAUUGAAUUUAUUAGAUAUCCUGAUAAAAAUAUUGAACCAACAUUAGGAACACAUUUACAUGAUUAUUGUAUACAAUAUUCA
Molecule: messenger RNA, 684 nt
Organism: Cetraspora pellucida
Lineage: Eukaryota; Fungi; Glomeromycota; Glomeromycetes; Diversisporales; Gigasporaceae
Source: the annotation of a GenBank genome assembly